Messenger RNA from Juglans microcarpa x Juglans regia, 945 nucleotides. RefSeq lists its product as uncharacterized. The coding region runs from base 1 to 945 and encodes 314 amino acids. The record is from RefSeq and is a predicted model, not a curated record. NCBI's taxonomy places the organism in Eukaryota, Viridiplantae, Streptophyta, Magnoliopsida, Fagales, Juglandaceae. The transcript is spliced from 3 exons.
AUGGAGGUUGUGAAAGAUACACCCUGCAGUUCACUGAAAUUGGUGGAUGAGGCUUUGGAAUUUGAGUUGGCAAUGAUGGGAGCUGAAGAGGGGGGCACUAACAAGUGGUGUUCCUUGUCUGAGGGUGAACCCGAAGAAGGGGCAGACAAGGUUUUUGCAAAUUUUCUUCCAGUUGUGGGGAAUCAUAAACUAUUGGUCCAGGAUCUUUGGGAUGGGGUGGGCUGGAAAUAUGAUGAAGUGCGACCAUUGGUUGAUGAGUAUAUGUUCCAGAAAAUUACUCUAUCUAAUGUCCGUGUUCGGGAGGGUAAUGAUAUGCUGGUUUGGAAGCACACGGUGGAUGAGGCCUUCACUACGAAGUCGGCUUGGCAAAUUAUUAUUGCUCGUAGUAGUAUUUGUCCUUGGAAGAAGUGGCUUUGGCAAGAUCAUGUCUCUAAGAAAAUGUCUUUUUUAUGUUGGUUGGCAUGCCAAAAUGCUAUUCCAGUUGAUACCAUUAUUCAACAGCUUGGGAGUCUGGUUGUUUCUAAAUGCCAUUGCUGUAUGGAUAAUAAGGUUGAGACAGUGGAUCAUGUGCUGUGUGAUGGGGAAGGAUCGAGGAAGGCAUUGUGGUAUUAUUCCUAUAUUGAUUUUUUGGGCUAUUUGGAAAACCCGAUGUACGGCACGAAUGUAAAAUAUGAAUUUGAAUCAAAAGUCAUUAUUCGGAUGAUAAAAGGUCUACUUGCAGAUAUUUCGGGGUCCAUGAGAAUGUUUAGAGUGGUGAGGGAGCAUGACUUGGGAGUGUUGAGGGAACUCAACUGUCCCGUGGUGCCGCCUAUAGUUAAAAAUCUGAAGUUGAUUACUUGGGCCCCGCCAACAGGGGACUUCUCUAAGCUCAAUGCAGAUGGUGGCUCACUUGGGAAUCCUGGGAUGGCUGGUGGGGGAGGUGUUGUUCGGGAUGUGAAUAUGUGA